This is a messenger RNA of Brassica napus (rape), 1543 nucleotides long. Its product is annotated as isocitrate dehydrogenase [NAD] catalytic subunit 6, mitochondrial. The transcript has 7 exons. The record is from RefSeq and is a predicted model, not a curated record. Gene Ontology annotation, biological process: tricarboxylic acid cycle; isocitrate metabolic process. Gene Ontology annotation, molecular function: magnesium ion binding; isocitrate dehydrogenase (NAD+) activity; NAD binding. Gene Ontology annotation, cellular component: mitochondrion. NCBI's taxonomy places the organism in Eukaryota, Viridiplantae, Streptophyta, Magnoliopsida, Brassicales, Brassicaceae. The coding region runs from base 269 to 1363 and encodes 364 amino acids.
UUCUGGACACUUACUUUAUGCCGUUCUUAAUAAAGUUGAUUUUUUCCACUGGGAUUUCAUCUGACCGGGUUCGAUACUACACUUCAUGCCGUUUGCUAGUGUUAGACAGUUACUUUAUGCCGUUUUUUAAUUCAGUUGACUUUCUUAAAAAACUACAAGGCGUUAAAAGAAACAUUCUCUUCUCUCCUCUCCUCGCCGGAGUAUAAAUACAACUUUUGAAAUUCAACGCAGCACAAAAGUCUCCUCUUGUCUCUCUUCCUCUCUCACCAUGGCAGCAUUUCUCGCUAGACGGCUUCUCGGCACUCCAACGUCUUCCUCCUCAGCGCUCAUUUCCGCUUCUCGAGCCUUCUCCUCCUCCACCACUCCGAUCAAAGCAACCCUCUUCCCCGGCGACGGGAUCGGUCCCGAGAUCGCCGAAUCCGUCAAACAGGUGUUUACCGCCGCUGACGUGGCAAUUGAUUGGGACGAGCAUUACGUUAGUACUGAAGUGGAUCCGAGAACCAAUAGUUUCUUGACGCGGGAGAGUCUUCAGUCCGUGCUUGAUAACAAGGUUGGCUUAAAAGGACCUAUGGCUACUCCCAUUGGGAAGGGUCACCGUUCCUUGAACCUUACUCUUAGGAAAGAGCUGAAUCUCUAUGCUAAUGUUAGGCCUUGUUACAGCCUCCCUGGGUACAAGACCCGUUAUGAUGACGUUGAUCUUAUUACUAUUCGUGAGAACACUGAAGGAGAGUACAGUGGGCUUGAGCAUCAGGUGGUUAAGGGUGUGGUGGAGAGUAUUAAGAUUAUUACACGUAAGGCGAGUAUGAGAGUUGCGGAAUAUGCUUUUCUCUAUGCUAAGACUCACGGAAGGAAGAAAGUUUCUGCUAUUCAUAAAGCCAAUAUUAUGCGGAAAACUGAUGGUCUUUUCCUUCAGUGCUGUGAUGAGGUAGCUGAGAAGUAUCCUGAGAUAGAAUACGAGAAGGUUGUUAUUGACAACUGCUGUAUGAUGCUUGUGAAAAAUCCAACACUUUUUGAUGUCUUGGUGAUGCCAAAUCUCUAUGGAGAUAUUAUAAGCGAUUUGUGUGCUGGACUAGUUGGGGGACUAGGACUGACUCCAAGUUGUAAUAUCGGGGAGGAUGGUAUUGCCCUUGCUGAAGCUGUGCACGGGUCUGCACCAGAUAUUGCUGGAAAGAACUUGGCGAACCCGACAGCUUUGCUUCUGAGUGGAGUGAUGAUGUUGCGGCAUCUCAAGCUCAACAAACAAGCAGAGCAAAUUCAUAGCGCCAUCAUCAACACAAUAGCGGAGGGGAAGUAUAGAACCGCUGAUCUCGGAGGUACCUCAACCACAACAGAGUUCACAAAAGCCAUCUGUGAUCAUCUCUAAACACCCAUUCUUUCUCUACUUAUUCAUUCGCCAUUGGACCUUUCCUUGAGGAUUUAUCCUCCAGAAAUUCUUGUUGUUUCUUACACGUUUUUUCCCUCUCCUUUUAAUCAGUCUUCCUAUGAGAAGAAACAAAGCCGCCAUUGGCUUUUCUCAUGAUUUUUUUUUAUAUUUUGUUUUACA